ACAUUUGUUUAUUUAAAGGGGAUGAAACCGCUGAAAAUUUUUACAUUUUAAUACAAAAAAAAAACUAAUUAAUAUUAAUAACCCAAGAAUAAUCUCCACGUAACACUUUAAUUAGCAUCCUUUAAUAUUCAAUAACAUUUUCUCUAAUAAUAAUGGCCAGUUCAAGUACUACAGAUUUACCAAACGAUAAUAAUCAUGUAAAAAAUGUUGCCCUUAUCACAGGCAUUACCGGGCAGGAUGGUUCAUAUCUAGCAGAACUACUUUUGAAAAAAGGCUACGAAGUUCACGGUAUUAUACGACGUGCAAGUACAUUUAACACUUCCCGUAUUGAACAUUUGUACACCGAUCCAAAAGCUCAUAAGGGUGGUCGCAUGAAAUUGCAUUAUGGUGACAUGACUGACAGCAGUAGUUUAGUGAAAAUUAUUACUUCAGUUAAGCCAAAAGAAAUCUACAAUUUGGCUGCCCAGAGUCAUGUAAAAGUUUCUUUUGAAUUGAGCGAAUAUACUGCCGAAGUCGAUGCUGUCGGAACUCUUCGUCUUUUGGAUGCCAUUAGGACAUGUGGAAUGGAAAAAGAUGUGAAAUUCUAUCAGGCAUCAACAUCUGAAUUGUACGGAAAGGUUGUAGAAACUCCACAAAAUGAAACAACUCCAUUUUAUCCAAGAUCUCCUUAUGCUUGCGCUAAAAUGUAUGGAUACUGGAUUGUUAUAAACUAUCGCGAAGCAUAUAACAUCUUCGCUUGCAAUGGUAUUCUCUUCAACCAUGAAUCGCCACGUCGCGGAGAAAAUUUCGUUACAAGAAAAAUAACACGUUCGGUUGCAAAGAUCUUACUAGACCAAUUGGAGUAUUUUGAGUUGGGUAACUUGGAUUCAAAACGUGACUGGGGUCAUGCAAUGGACUAUGUAGAAGCAAUGUGGUUGAUGUUGCAACGUGAUUCCCCAGCCGACUAUGUCAUAGCAACUGGAGAGACACACAGUGUUCGAGAAUUUGUUGAAGCUGCUUUCAAGUUUAUUGGUCGAGAAAUCGUCUGGCAGGGUGAGGGUGUCAACGAAGUUGGCAUUGAAAAGAGUACGGGUACUAUGCGUGUUAAGAUAAAUAGUAAAUAUUUCCGUCCAACUGAAGUUGAUUUGUUGCUGGGCGAUGCCAGUAAAGCAAAACGUGAACUUGGCUGGGAACCAAAGGUCACAUUUUCUCAGUUGGUUGAAGAUAUGAUGAAAGCGGAUAUAGAACUUAUGAAAAAGAAUCCAAUAGCGUAGGGAUAGGAAAUAAAUUAUUAGUAUUGUUUUUUUUUGUAAAAUUUCAGCCGGACAGCACAAAAUAGUUGGUAUAAUGGCAUUUUCUUACGCGACACAUUUCCAUAAUCAAUUUUAGUUUUAUUGAUGCAUUUUUUAUAAUUAUUAACUGUUUUAUUAUUAUUUUAUAUAAGCGUAAAAUAAACAAUAAUUUGUUAUAAGAG
Episyrphus balteatus (marmalade hoverfly) is the source of this 1453-nucleotide messenger RNA. RefSeq names its product GDP-mannose 4,6 dehydratase (gene Gmd). Lineage: Eukaryota; Metazoa; Arthropoda; Insecta; Diptera; Syrphidae. The record is from RefSeq and is a predicted model, not a curated record. The transcript has 3 exons. Gene Ontology annotation, molecular function: GDP-mannose 4,6-dehydratase activity. Gene Ontology annotation, biological process: GDP-mannose metabolic process. Bases 153 to 1253 code for a protein of 366 amino acids.